UUAUAAGUUUGAACAAGCUCACAAAAGCAACAAAGUGAACAGUUGUUAGUAUUAGCUCUAAAAUUCUAUUUCCUUGUGAAAACCGGUCAUUCGUUAAAGGCGACUUUAUCCUUAAGAAAUUCAAUCCAGCAAUUAAGUGUUAAAUGAAAGCUCUCAGGAAUGAGGCUUUUUUUCUCCCCUCAGUGGGAUGCAACAGUAGAGAACUCCAGUUUUUCUGGAAGAUAUCUUACUGUGUUAAGACUGUAAUAAUUUCUACACUACAUACAAUAAGUUGUGAAUUGCAAAAAGGUCAGUGGGAAGUACUCUUCAGAAGAUUCUAAUUUGGAAGGCGACAAAGUGAUUUCCUUUUAUUAUAGAAUGUAUACCAAAUAUAAGAAGAUGUUAAGUGCCAUUAAGUGGGAUGUUAACCUUUGAUGAGAUUUUUUUCCAAAAUAAAUUUGUUGUCACUUUAGGUACUUUUGGAAAAUAUUGGUCCUGGAGCUUCUCAUGUAUCGUAGAGUGAGGUCCUUUGGUUUCUAAUGGACACAGUCUGGAGCAUCCUGAGCCUUUAAAUUCUCCUCUUCUCAUGCACUCAGUUAUUCCUGGAGUGUAGUCUGGUGCCUGCUCAGCGUUGAAAGCAGAGGUCCAUGGGAAUUGAGAAGGGGUUUUCCUCCAGCUUCACAACUUUUGGUCUAGCAUGUACUUAGGUUCUCAUGCGGUGCUCCUCCCCUUCCCAAGCCCUUCCAAAGCAUUUGAGUGGCUUAGAAUGAAGCAUUGACAAGCUUUAGAUCUCCCAAAAUAAUGCUUGAGUCUUUGGGGUCAUACAUUAUAGCUGAUUUAUGCUGGCUUUGAAGACAUGCCCAACGACAUGGGAGGUGUCAGAUUCUCCCCUCGCCGGUGAUGACCAUGCUAUUUCUGUGCUGCCCAAAGGUCAACCCAAAGUGUCGAGUAUAUCUGUAGAAAUAUGGGGUGUCCUUUCUGCACAGGAACAUUUCGCUUUGUCAGCAAAAAAAGGCUAACAAACUUUACUAUAUAUUUGUGCUUCUUGACAGAUAAGAUGGGAAUUACUAAGCUGUAAUCAGGCCUAAAGUGGCCUGAUUUAAUACAGAGACUUUCUCACUUCUCCAUCACAAUUAUUUGGGUAGCUUCGGCGUGCAGCAUACUUUGCAGUUCCUGACCCCUUAAUGCCUGACCCUUCUAAGCAACCAAAGAAUCAGCUUAACCCUAUUGGUUCAUUACAGGAGUUGGCUAUUCAUCAUGGCUGGAGACUUCCUGAAUAUACUCUUUCCCAAGAGGGAGGACCUGCGCAUAAGAGAGAAUAUACCACAAUUUGUAGGCUAGAGUCAUUUAUGGAAACUGGAAAGGGGGCAUCAAAAAAGCAAGCCAAGAGAAACGCUGCUGAGAAAUUUCUUGCCAAAUUCAGUAAUAUUUCUCCAGAGAACCACAUUUCUUUAACAAACGUAGUAGGCCAUUCUUUAGGAUGUACUUGGCAUUCGUUGAGGAAUUCUCCUGGUGAAAAGAUCAACUUACUGAAAAGGAGCCUCCUCAGUAUUCCAAAUACAGAUUACAUCCAGCUGCUUAGUGAAAUCGCCAAGGAACAAGGUUUUAAUAUAACAUAUUUGGAUAUAGAAGAACUGAGCGCCAACGGACAGUAUCAGUGUCUCGCCGAACUCUCCACCAGCCCCAUUACAGUCUGUCAUGGCUCUGGGAUCUCCUGUGGCAACGCGCAGAGCGACGCCGCUCACAAUGCCCUACAGUAUUUAAAGAUAAUAGCAGAAAGAAAGUGAGCCUGGAGCAACUCCCGGAGCCCUCAGUAGCACAGAAGAACUCCCCCUGCGCCCCUCACCAAGUAAAAUGUUUACUACAUUUGAGUUUGUGUGUUGUUUCUAAAUCCCUACCUAGAUUCCAUCAACACUCCAGAAUUAACGACCUCCUCGUAGUUCUUAAACUCUUUUUAAUGGCUUCAACUUUGUACUGGUAUAUUGUAUUUAUAAACUUUGUACCAUAGGCAGAAUGUAGCACCCAUGUUACAAUGCCACAUCCAUACAGGGAAGAAACUGCAUGUUGCUGAUGAUGAGGAUGAUGAAGACAGCGAAGAAACGAAACUACUGCUAGCAACAGUCGUUCUUAAUGGUGCUUAACCUCUUCUUUGCGCAAGGCUUUGUACAGGGAAUUCGAGGGAAGCCCCUUAGAGUUUGGAGGAAUGCGCUGACAGGCGUUCAUUGAAUGUCACUGUUGAAUUUCAGGGAACAUGAUUGGUCUGCUGUGUAUUUGAAUCCGUGUAAUAAAGAGCUGUUGUAAUA
Molecule: messenger RNA, 2282 nt
Organism: Lutra lutra (Eurasian river otter)
Lineage: Eukaryota; Metazoa; Chordata; Mammalia; Carnivora; Mustelidae
Gene: PRKRA
Product: protein activator of interferon induced protein kinase EIF2AK2
Exons: 6
Coding region: 1164-1766 (200 amino acids)
Source: RefSeq, a predicted model, not a curated record